Messenger RNA from Aspergillus caelatus, 3300 nucleotides. RefSeq lists its product as uncharacterized. The record is from RefSeq and is a predicted model, not a curated record. Gene Ontology annotation, molecular function: DNA binding; zinc ion binding. Bases 1 to 3300 code for a protein of 1099 amino acids. The transcript has 10 exons. NCBI's taxonomy places the organism in Eukaryota, Fungi, Ascomycota, Eurotiomycetes, Eurotiales, Aspergillaceae. Gene Ontology annotation, biological process: DNA-templated transcription.
AUGUCGCUUUUCAUGCCGACUUCGAAUACUACGAACACAGGGAUCAAGAUCGUAACCCUUUCUCAGGCACUUGGCCUGACCGCAGUCAUCAACAUCUUUUCUCCCGAGGGCAAAUUGCUAGGUUUGCUUAGCGCAACCGAAGUGACUGCCUUUCGCACUGCCCUUGCGGUUAUGACCCUGUUUGUUCGUUGCAAUUCCCUGAAAAAGGAGAACAUUGUAAUCUUUGGCUCUGGAAGACAGGCCGAGUGGCACGCGCGGCUUGCGCUUCUCCUGGUCCCGGACCAAGUCCGCAGCAUUACGCUUAUCAACCGGGGCCGUAAGAGGCUGGAAGAGAUGAAAGAUAUUAUUGCAGAGCUGCAAUCCGCUCAUCCUGGUGUUGCAUUUACAACACUCGCGAAAGAGGAUACGCCAGACUACCAGGAACAACUGCAAGCUGCAUUAGCAGCCUGCGACGUUAUCUUUAGCUGUACACCUUCCACGGAGCCUAAUUUUCCCUAUUCCUACCUCCAGCCAUUUAAGCAGCGAUUUAUCUCUCUCAUUGGUUCGUACAAGCCUCAUAUGAAAGAGAUUGAUACGGAAACUCUUUUUUCUGGUGGGAACCAGAUCUACGUCGACUCGAAGGAGGCAUGCCUGGAAGAGUCGGGCGAGCUGAUCGAUGCGCACGUAAAGGAAGACCAGUUGAUUGAGAUUGGAGAACUGUAUGGGAAGCUCGGGAAAUCCGAGCCGAUCCCUGUCUCAGACACGCAUAACGUGGUAUUCAAAUGUGUGGGCAUGGGAAUCAUGGAUCUCACCAUCGGAAAGACCCUAUUGGAUCUUGGUAAAGAACAGGGAUUGGGAAUGGAGGUCGAUGAAGAUGCCGUUCAGUUGUACGGAUACUCCGUACAAUGGUUUAUUUCAAUACUAGGCUUGGUUGGUAUUGGAUACAAUACCAAGUCCCCCAGAUUCGGUGAUCCUCUCAUGCGGGGCGGUUGGUCUACCGACACCAGCUGGACUCGGUCAGCAGAAACGACCCCGCGUCUCCGAAGAAAACCGCAAACGAGCCGUUCGAGCGUAAGUGGCUGUCGCACAUGUUUGCGUUAUCGCCGCCAAUGCGUAUUCACACACCCCGACCAUGCGGAGAAGGUCGCUCGGUCCUCGUCGAUCUCUCUCCUCGAACGGAAUGCGGGUCUCAGUCGACAGAACCUGGUGGACUCGGAACGAAUUCGGUACAUGGAACGGAUCCUUCAGCAUUAUGUUCCGAACAUCUCUUUUGAUAUUCAGUCCCUGCGUAAAACUGCCGAGGAGCUGAAACAUAGACAUCGCCAUUCUUUCACAGAUGCAAGCCCUUCGAUUCGCCUUGAUGAAGAGGAUUUCGAGGAUUUGGCUAUCGACGAUGAGGAUUAUAUGGUGAAGGCUUUACCGGAUAAUACAACACAGUAUUCCGGAGAGUUCUCCUAUUUGAACUUGUCCAUGAAAAUUCGACAGAAGAUAGAUGAAUGGAUGAAAACGGCAGCACCAGAGGCGUCUACUGAAACAGACCCAUUUGAAGAGCGAUGGCGUGCGACACAGCUCCAAUCGGGCUCGUCCUUAGUGUCGGCAUCGGUGACUUGCCUGCCACCACGUUUCGUAGCCGAUUUUCUCGUUCAAAUAUUCUUCAAACACGCGCAGACCAAUAAUUUCUAUGUGGAAGAAGACUGGAUACGAGAGAAGUUGAACAUUUGUUAUACUAACCCAUCAAGCCUGUCGUCCAAUGAUGCCGGCUCCGUAUGUUCGAUACUCAUGAUCCUGGCAGUUGGGACACAGUUUGCUCAUAUGGAAUCGGCCAUUCCCGUCAAUCGGCCGCCGGCCGACCUAUCAUCUAUGGAGGAUCAUCACUUUUCGGAAGAUGAAGUCGGCUUGACUUUUUAUCAAUUUGCUUCGAAGCUGGUUCCGGAUAUCCUUGCAACAGUCUCCAUUCGGAGCGUACAGGCUUGCUUAUUGAUCGGAACUUACCUGUUACCUCUCGACACCUCGGGCCUUUGCUACACUUACUUCGGUCUAGCCCUUAAAAUGGCUAUCCAAAAUGGCAUGCACCGGAGGUACCAGGGUGAAGGACUCUCCCCUCGGAUGAUCGAGGUCCGCAAUCGAGUUUUCUGGACAGCUUACACCAUUGAAAAGCGUGUCAGUAUACUUCACGGGCGACCCGUAUCUUUGUCAGAUUCGGAUGUGGAUGCUGCAAUGCCAGUUGAUUUUCCGGGCUUGAACCCAACAGGGCAGGUCUCAAAUCAUACCAAUAUGGUGACUUUGAUCACUUUAACUCUUAAACUUGGCGAAGUCGCUAACGAGAUGGGUCAACAGCAGGAUUGCGUUGAACGACUACUCAAUUUGCGGAAGAACCUUGUCGAUUGGUGGGCUACACUGCCAGAAGAGACCAAUUGUCGAGAUUUGAACCCCUCAGGACCACUAUUUCGCUCCAAUGUUCACUUGAAACUAGACUACUGCCUGACUCGCAUUUUCCUUGGGCGCCCAUUCUUAUUCAGCAGCAUGAAGAUACUGAAUGCAACCACUCCUCAAGCCCAACCGUUCAAGACACCAUCAGGCGUUUCAAAGAAUAGGUCGACACUUAUCACAGAUUGUGUAGAAGCUGCCCUCGAAAUCAUUAAUCUCUGCCAGCUACUCCGCGAUGAGUCCGGUCUUGCUCGGGCAUCGUUCACUGAAUUCAGCUCUUGCCGUGCCGCUCUCCUUGUUAUCCUCGCACAGAGUUUGACGAAACGAACCGAGCGGUUACGGGAAGCGCUUGAAAAGGGUAUGGUUUUAAUCAAGAUUAUGUCAAUGGGCGUGGGAUCUGCACGCUCUGCUGUUAGUGUGAUUGAGACCCUCGAGAGAGCCAUUCGCCGCCUCGAAGAUUGGAGCGAAAGACAAGCACCGGACAAUACCGGGUCCAUGGAGUCAGCAUAUGAUCGCUUCAAGAAUUGGGAAAUGCUCUGGAAAACUGGACCAAUGUCGCCCGAGCUUGUUCCUUUCCAAGAGCAAUAUCCGGCUGGAAGGAGUAGCAUUCCACCUGUCCCUGUUACUCCAAUGACUGGCACUUCCGGUGGCAACGACCCUAUGGAAGGCGACGUCGCACAUACAGAAAUCACCACAUUAUCGGACUAUUCCGCCUCUCAUGCGGCUUCGUUACCCCAAAUGCCUCGUUUUGGUUUUGAUCAUUUUGUGUCCAACUUCCCGCAAGAAUUGGACGAGUUUACCGCCAUCCCCUGCUUUGAACCCGAUGCGCAGCAAAACCUCUCUAGCGACAUCAACAAUCCGGACACCAAGUGGAUGCAAUUUACCAGUGAUUGA